Messenger RNA from Alnus glutinosa, 2445 nucleotides. RefSeq lists its product as uncharacterized. The record is from RefSeq and is a predicted model, not a curated record. Lineage: Eukaryota; Viridiplantae; Streptophyta; Magnoliopsida; Fagales; Betulaceae. The transcript has 7 exons. The coding region runs from base 188 to 2128 and encodes 646 amino acids.
CCUGGCUGCCAGGUGAUGUAAACAUUCCCGCAGCCGAAAGAACUCGCGUCAAACCUCUCUCUGAAACUCUACAAAACCCUAACAAAUAUGAAACCCCAAAACUAAAUUUCCUCUAUGGCUUUUAAUCAUCCUUCAAUCAUUCAAUUUCUUCACGACCAAAAUCCUAGCGAUUGACACCCACGUUCCCAUGGAAGCGCGUCGCCCCUCUCGAGCCGUCAUCGACCCCAAGGUCCGCCACGUCGGCUUUUUCGCCCCCGUCGCCAACCUCCUACCGGGCCAGAAUUCCACGUCGCUCUCCGGCUCUCCAGCCGGGAAUUCUCUCUCUCCGGUGAUGAUUCCCCCUCCACGUCACCCUUCGGACCGCACGCCUGCCGUGCCGGUACCGGACACCGGGCUACGGCGCCAGGGUAGUGACCACGUGCCCGUUGGGAGCUACAACCCGUCCGAGUCUCUGCUGAGCUCUUCGCCGGCGCCCUCGUCGCCCUCGGGUAGGGUUGGGCUGGGCGACGGAGAGUUCUCCGAGGAGUCCGACGGGUGGUACAGGUACCGACGUAGCGGGUCGGGCAAGUUCGAUCUGACUCUUCCCGAUACGACUCUGGAGAAGGCUCCGGAUAAUCCGGGGAAAAGUUCUGCCGCGCCGGUGUUGGAAUCGAAGAAGCCUGUCCACGUGCCCGAAAAGAGUGGAAAAGCUGUUGUGGAAAGGCAAAAUGAACUGCAGUCUAGUUUGAAGCCGCUGAAAGAAAAAACAACCAAAGCUGAAAGGCGUGCCUUGCAGGAAGCCCAAAGAGCUGCAAAAGCUGCUGCAAAAGGAGAGGGUAACAAAUCUGCUGCUGUAUCUGGAGGAGCAGCUACAAGUAAACCUGUGAAGCAGCCUUCAAUAAAGAAAGAUGGUCCUCCAGUUUCAUUGUCAAUUGCAGCUUCUGACAAAAAAGGCGGUGACCGUCCACCCGAGAAAGACAGGAAGAAAGAUGUUCCUCCUCCACGGAUGCAAUUUGAUGAUAAGAGCCGAGUGGAGAAGGCUAAAAGACGUGCAGUUGUCAAUCAAACUGAAGCUAGAAACAGAGUUGAAUUGUUUCGGCAUUUGCCUCAAUAUGAACAUGGAAGUCAGCUUCCUGAUCUAGAGUCCAAAUUUUUCCAACUUGAUCCUGUGCAUCCUGCUGUAUACAAGGUUGGAUUACAAUAUUUAGCUGGAGAUAUAACUGGGGGUAAUGCUCGUUGUAUUGCGAUGCUUCGAGCUUUCAGGGAAGCCAUAGAAGACUAUUCCAUGCCACCAGAAAAAAAUCUUGCGAGAGAUUUGACUGCAAAAAUCAGUAGUUAUGUAUCAUUCUUUACUGAAUGCAGACCACUUUCUAUCAGCAUGGGGAAUGCGAUUAGGUUUGUAAAGAGCCGUAUAGCAAAGUUGCCACUAAAUCUUUCUGAAUCAGAAGCGAAAGCUACACUUUGUUCAGAUAUUGAGCGUUUCAUAAGUGAGAAGAUAAUACUUGCGGACAAUGUCAUAAUUAGACAUGCCGUCACAAAGAUUAGGGAUGGAGAUGUUCUUCUCACUUAUGGAUCAUCAUGUGUUGUUGAGAUGUUUCUGUUAUAUGCCCAUGAGAUGGGGAAACAGUUCCGUGUUGUGGUAGUAGACUCGCGUCCAAAGCUUGAGGGCCAAGCAUUACUUCGUAGGCUAGUGGCAAAUGGCCUGAGUUGUACAUACAGUCAUAUAAAUGCCAUUUCUUAUAUUAUGCAUGAAGUUACACGAGUUUUUCUUGGGGCUGCCUCUGUAUUGUCAAAUGGAACUGUAUAUUCAAGGGUUGGGACUGCAUCUGUUGCAAUGGUUGCUCAUGCUUUCCGUGUUCCAGUUAUAAUCUGCUGUGAAGCCUAUAAGUUUCAUGAAAGGGUACAGCUUGAUUCUAUCUGCUCUAACGAACUAGGUGAUCCUGAUGCUAUUGCAAAAGUUCCUGGAAGAAUGGAUGUGAAUUAUCUGAAUAAUUGGACCAAUAAGGAAAAUCUACAAGUUCUAAAUUUAAUGUAUGAUGCUACUCCUUCAGAUUAUAUCUCCAUGAUUAUCACAGAUUAUGGCAUGAUCCCAACCACUAGUGUGCCUGUCAUUGUGCGUGAGUAUCGAAGGGAGCACUUGUUCGUAUAGAAAAGUCUGCAUGGGCGACAUUGUUGGAUGAAUAAAGGUCUUCAGUUUUUGUAGUUGCCCUUAGAAAUGAUACUUGAAAUUUUUUCGACACCUAGGAAUAUAUCUUAUCAUUCUUUACUUUUAAAUAAUAAUGUUGUGUCUUACCAAUCUUGAUGGUAUUUGGAUUUUAUUUGGUAAACAUGACGCAGUGAAGAGUGCACAAUUUUGCCUCUCCUGAAAGUGUAAUCUAAAAUAUUUAGUUGUAUAUGUUUGCCUUUUGGUUUGCAAGUUUUCCACAUGGAAGCUGAUCAAUUGAUAGUAAAUUUUUGUUCUCCAAA